AUGCCAUUCGUGAAGGUUGUGAAGAACAAGGCGUACUUCAAGCGCUUCCAGGUGAAGUACCGCCGCCGCCGCGAGGGCAAGACGGACUACCAGGCGCGGCGCCAGAUGGUGCUGCAGGACAAGACCAAGUUCGGGACGCCCAAGUACCGCCUGGUGGUGCGCAUCACGAACCGCGACAUCAUUGCGCAGGUUGUGCUCGCGAAGGUUGUGGGCGACGAGGUUGUGAUGGCGGCGUACUCGCACGAGCUCCCGCAGUUCGGGAUCGAGCACGGCCUGACGAACUACGCGGCGGCGUACGCGACCGGCCUGCUGCUGGCGCGCCGCAUGCUGACGAAGCUCGGCCUCGCCGGCAAGUUCGAGGGGGCGAAGGAGGCGGACGGCUCCUACUCGGCGGUGCGGACGAAGUCCGACGACCAGGGCGACGACGAGGCGCGCUUCCCCUUUAAGGCGAUCCUCGACGUCGGCCUUGCCCGCACGACGACCGGCGCCCGCGUC
This is a messenger RNA of Trypanosoma conorhini, 495 nucleotides long. RefSeq names its product 60S ribosomal protein L5. Gene Ontology annotation, biological process: ribosomal large subunit assembly; translation. Gene Ontology annotation, cellular component: ribosome; cytosolic large ribosomal subunit. Gene Ontology annotation, molecular function: structural constituent of ribosome; 5S rRNA binding. The record is from RefSeq and is a predicted model, not a curated record. The transcript has a single exon. Lineage: Eukaryota; Euglenozoa; Kinetoplastea; Trypanosomatida; Trypanosomatidae. The annotation marks the transcript as partial.